Molecule: messenger RNA, 1904 nt
Organism: Branchiostoma belcheri (Belcher's lancelet)
Lineage: Eukaryota; Metazoa; Chordata; Leptocardii; Amphioxiformes; Branchiostomatidae
Product: coiled-coil domain-containing protein 124-like
Exons: 5
Coding region: 136-807 (223 amino acids)
Biological process (GO): transcription by RNA polymerase II
Cellular component (GO): nucleus
Molecular function (GO): transcription coactivator activity
Source: RefSeq, a predicted model, not a curated record
GUCCAAAAAAGAAUUGUGGGAAGGAGGAAUAAAUAUGGUGGUAUGACGAAUAGAGAAUACAUUUCGCUCAAAAUUUUGCCAUAUUACAGACCCGACAGGACAGCUGUGUUGUGACAUCAAACGUUAUAAUAAAAGAUGCCUAAGAAGAAAUGGGGAGACAACCCAAAGGCCGUGGAGGCACGGACUCGCAAGGAGAACAAGAAACGAGAGGAACAUGAGAGAUUAGAGAAGGCCAAGGAUGAUGCGUACUGGGCAGACGAUGAUAAACAUCUCAAAAGGAAGCAGCAGAGGAAGGCUGACAAGGAGUCUAAGAAGCAGGAGCAUCUUGAGAAGAAGCUGGAGAAACAGCGGCUGCUGGAGGAGGAGAUGGCCCAGCUGAAGGGUCCUGUCUCCAAGACUGGGGGAGGGGGGAAAGUCACCCAGGCACAGAUCCAGGCUCAACUGGAGAAGGAGAAACAACAGGCUGAGCUGAAAGCCAAGCGUGUGGAACCGGAGGAAGCUGCACUGGAGGAAAAUGUGAACAAACUCAUCGCUGACCAGCUGUCAGCAGAGGGAGCUGUGGAGGCAAGGUCUGUGGAGGAGGCCAUCUCUGUACUCAGUGUAAAGGAUGCAGCUGCAGACAGGCACCCAGAACGGCGCAUGAAGGCCGCCUUUAACAAGUACGAGGAAGAGAACCUGCCCCGUCUGAAGCAGGAGAACCCCAACAUGCGCCUGUCUCAACUCAAACAGAUGCUGAAGAAGGACUGGAUGAAGUCCCCGGAGAACCCCAUGAACCAGAGAAAUCUAGCUUACAAUGCUAAGUCAUAGCAGGUAUAUUUAUAGCCAUGGAUUGCAGAAUUCCAUGACUAUGGAAGUUGUGAUCAAUCCAUAGUCUCAGCCCCAGGUUGAGGACAGGAAGGAUAUGAUUUUGCACAUUUAAAGGAAGGCAAAUUUUGCUCACAAGUAUUUGUAAGCAUUGAAGCAAGGCCAACAAAAAGUUGUAGAAACAUGUUCAUCAUGUGACAACUGUGAUAAAUGGUGAGGUACGUGGAAUAUGUAAAAUCCUAGUUUGUAAGUUAUCUGUAGAAGAUGUUGAAGGCAGAUAUAACUGUAAACAUGCUGUUCUGUUGGUCUUGUUGCCUUGGGUACUGAUGCCACAGGAAAGCCAAAAAGGUAGAUAUACCUCAUGCACUCAUGUGUUUCCUACAUGUACUUUUUGUCUAUUGUUUACUAUUUACAGCAUUGUGAUUGAAAACUAUAUAUUUGUUUGUUUUGUUUAUUACAUGUAUUCAAUUGCUAACUAUGUGGGAAAGUGAGACUGUCCAAUUCUACAGGUAAAGUGGAUGAAUGUCAGUACCAGGAAAACUGUCUGUAUUUAGUGUCUGUAUUUACACUGGAAUACAUAAGUGCUGUAUUCAUACUACCAUCAUAAGUGCUGUGGCAUUAUGUAGUGAUGGAGCUGAAAUAGAUUUACAAUGAAAUAUGGCAGAGGCAUUUGAAAUUAUUUUUCAGCUCAUAACUCUACAAUAUCAUCUACAACAUGAGUUGUAGAAAUUUAGCUGGUUGACGUUCUGCAGUAAAUUUGUGGCAAAGGAACUUUUAAGAGCAAAUUCUGGGCUGUUAGCUCUCCACACCAUUGUAUAAAACUGCACCUUGUUUCAGUAACAUUUUAGGAACUUAUAUAACUUGUAAACUUCAACAUUAUAUUGAGACAUCAACAGAAAGCUUGACAUCAGGAUACUACCAUUUAUGCAAUGGUAGUUGCCUAGUUGGUUUGCUCUACAGUUUUCAUUCUAAACCUGCACUUUGGGAAUUGUUGAGCUUGUCCUUCUAGUUUGUUUACUUUCACAUGUACUGGUAUGUCUCCAAUGGGACAUCAGUAUACCAGUGUUCAUUGCUAUGAUGUAAUCAUUAUUGAUAUGAAA